Messenger RNA from Bacidia gigantensis, 1824 nucleotides. RefSeq lists its product as uncharacterized. The transcript is spliced from 5 exons. NCBI's taxonomy places the organism in Eukaryota, Fungi, Ascomycota, Lecanoromycetes, Lecanorales, Ramalinaceae. The record is from RefSeq and is a predicted model, not a curated record. Gene Ontology annotation, molecular function: protein binding. The coding region runs from base 1 to 1824 and encodes 607 amino acids.
AUGCCCGCCACCGAGGUGCAUGGCGCACGCCCUGGGUGGUGCAUGUCGGAUGCAGAGCUGAAACAGCUGCAUGUUUCCUUAAUCCCGAUGGAUACCAAAGAAAACACCCACGACUUCAAUGCCAAUGGUGUGCCGAGCCGCGCAGAGAUGUCCACUGUCCCUGAUCCUGACCACUUCCUACGAAGGGCGUAUCAUUCAGCAACAGUUGUAGGCGAAUAUUUAUACAUUGAUGGGGGUGAAUUCUCCUUCUUACAAAGUGGCAAUGCUCAAUAUCGGAACCUCAAUCAUACACUCGUGAUCGAUUUGUCCAAAGAUUGGCAGAAUUCAACGGUCACUUUCUCCACAAUUCAAAAGCCCUCUACAGCUCCAAGCUUCUGUGAAGGGGUACUGUGGUACGAUCAGUCUCAAGAUACGUUAUACUCUGGUUUCAAUGGCUGGCCUUGUGACUUCCCGGACGGCACACUUCCUCCUGACACACCGUCUCUCUGGAAUUUGAAGCCUGAUCAUCGGGGUGGUGGAAUAUGGACGAAGUCUGCCGAGUUCGAACUUACGAUCGGCGAUAAUCUUAUCCUUGUCCACGCAGCUUCAACAGCGCAAUGUCCAGACUCUGGAUUCAUAUUUGGAGGCGAGGCUGCUGACACUAAAUGUCGCUCAAGUUUGGUUUAUUUUAAUACGACCACAAAAAUUUUCGCAAAUCAAACCUCCACAAUGCCCCUUCCACCUUUUGAGCACGGUGUCUUGCAGUACGUACCCCUUUGGGGCUCCAGAGGUUUGUUGGUUGGAAUAGGAGGCAGGAAUGAAGAUGGAGGUUUCGCUGAUGAGGGUGGCUUAGUGUUGGUGUACGACAUAGCUACUAACAUAACCUACAGACAACAAACAAGUGGGAAAAUCCCCAGUGGUAGGAUUGAUCCAUGCACUGCAGGCAUGGAGUCCAAUAAUAACACCUUCGACAUCUUCUACUACGGAGGCUCAAUAGGUCCCGGACAGCCCAACAUUCAGCGUGACGAGAUCUUCAUACUCACACUACCAGCAUUCCAUUGGCUCCAAGUACCUUACCAGCCCAGUCAUCCACGAGCAGGACAUUCAUGCAACGCCGUAGCAGGUUCUCAAAUCCUAGUACUUGGAGGAAGGGAUCCAAACAUCGUCGACCAUGGAAAUGGUACACAAUUCAUACUAGACUUGAUGACUAGGCCAGACAACUUUAAACAGGGGUUGGGAAUCUUUGACCUCAACACACUCCAGUGGAAUGAUCACUACGCAGCCAAUUCGUCACCAUACAGACAGUCUCAGGCUGUGAAAGACUUCUAUGACAAUACCGGAGACUCCUACAUGGGUACCUUGCAACCAGACAUAGCUUCCCUGAUAGGAAGCUCAACUCCAGGUGAGCUCAGCCCUCCUACCUCUCCCAUCGGUAAUCCCCAUCUGAACCUCCCCAGCUCCGAAAACAUCUCCAAAUACUACAAACGCAACAGGACCCUCAGUAAAUACACUUUCAAACUGCACUCAUGCGCCAGACCCCCAACCCCCUCCAACGCAAACGAAUGGGUCGUAGUUGAAUCUAGCAUCGGUGGGUUGAUAGGUGCUGCAGUCCUCAUCGGCUUGAUAUGGCUCACAUUCGAGCGACACAAAGGGGUUGUGAAGAAAGAGUCGCUCAUCAGACGAGACCAGGCAGACUUUGCUGGAACAAAACCACCAAUGGCGCAGGAACCUACAGAAAUGAGCAGCACCUGCAGACCGCCUGAGCUCGACGAGCAGGGUGUCCAAGAGCUCGGCGACAGGGCGAUACUGCAAGCAGAUGGAACCGAGAGAAUCGAGCUGGCCUAG